AUGUUUGUUAUGCUUAAUAUUUUUAGUUUAAUUUGCAUCUGUCUUAAUUCUGCCCUUUAUUCAAGCAAUUUUUUCUUCACAAAAUUGCCCGAGGCCUAUGCCUUUUUGAAUCCAAUCGUAGAUUUUAUGCCAGUAAUCCCUGUACUCUUUUUUCUAUUAGCCUUUGUUUGGCAAGCUGCUGUAAGUUUUCGAUGA
Messenger RNA from Jatropha curcas, 195 nucleotides. NCBI's taxonomy places the organism in Eukaryota, Viridiplantae, Streptophyta, Magnoliopsida, Malpighiales, Euphorbiaceae. The record is from the annotation of a RefSeq genome assembly.